Molecule: messenger RNA, 549 nt
Organism: Anopheles gambiae (African malaria mosquito)
Lineage: Eukaryota; Metazoa; Arthropoda; Insecta; Diptera; Culicidae
Product: CXXC-type zinc finger protein 1-like
Exons: 2
Coding region: 1-549 (182 amino acids)
Source: RefSeq, a predicted model, not a curated record
AUGCCGAAGCCAAAGUUCGACUGUGUCGGUUGUGAACGCGAAAACGCGGUAUCGGAUAUGGUGCUAUGUGACGCGUGCUCUAAGUGGUGGCACUUCGAUUGCGCUGGUGUUUCCAAGGAGGUGAAGUACGUGAAGUGGGUGUGUGAACGGUGUGAAAGCGGCGAAAAGGACGAGGCAGCCAAGGUGAAAGACCACGAGAUGAGUGGCAAACCUAGUAGGGCUACUCGUGGGAAGGCCCAAUCUCAGGAUGGCGAUACAUCCAAAACCCGUUUAGAGAAACCCGUAGAAGUACCUUUGCAGCAGAAACCAGCGGACCAAGAGUUAGCCUCAUCAAAAGUGUCCUUAGUCGCAACUCCGGACAUAGUUAUGGCUCAGCGAAGCGUUAGGAGCGAAACGGGUACUGCGCCGACAAAUACGGAGCAUGUGGAAAAGAACAGAAAGGCGCCCAGUAUGAUCGAAGAGUGGUGGGAUGCGGUAUUCGGCAUCAUACACUGCUCCAUCAAGAACCAUCCGCUUCCACGUCAAGUGCGCAGUGUUAUGCUCACGUAG